AUGAAGAACUUAACAACAUUUAGUCUUCUCUUAACAAUUGUCGCCCUCCUCACGGCCGCCGCCACCACUGCGGGGGACACCCCAUGGUUCCAAACCUUCUGCCAAGGAAACAAAGCCACCACCAAGCUUCAUUUCUACGUCCACGACAUCCGCGCCGGCCCUAACGCCACCUUGUUCAACGUCGCCAACUCCUCCAUCACCAACACCUCCCCCACCGCCUUUGGCCGGGUCAACGUCUUUGACGACAAGGUCACGGUGGGCCCGGAGCUCGGCUCGGAGGAGGUGGCUAGAGGCCAGGGCACCACCACUUCCAUGGACCUAAAUGUUCAAGCAUACUCCAUGAACCUCAACUUCUUCUUGACCUCGGGUCCGUACAAGGGGAGCACCGUCACCAUCAACGGCCGGAACCAAUUCGCCGAUGCCACGAGGGAGCUUUCCGUCAUCGGCGGGGCCAAGGCUUUCCGGAAUGCUCGUGGAUAUGCAAUUACAAGUAGCUAUUCUUAUGAGGAGGUCAACAACUACAGUGUGCUCGAGUACACGGUUUAUGUCACCACGCCUAGGAGAUGCUCGUAUAUCGAGAGGGCUUAA
This is a messenger RNA of Salvia hispanica, 588 nucleotides long. The record is from RefSeq and is a predicted model, not a curated record. NCBI's taxonomy places the organism in Eukaryota, Viridiplantae, Streptophyta, Magnoliopsida, Lamiales, Lamiaceae.